Exserohilum turcica Et28A is the source of this 165-nucleotide messenger RNA. RefSeq lists its product as uncharacterized. The record is from RefSeq and is a predicted model, not a curated record. The transcript is spliced from 2 exons. NCBI's taxonomy places the organism in Eukaryota, Fungi, Ascomycota, Dothideomycetes, Pleosporales, Pleosporaceae. The annotation marks the transcript as partial.
UUUUCUGCCCUCCCAAAGAUGGCGCCCGGCGAGCGCCAUACGCCAUGCCACGAUGUGAUACAGGGUAUUUGUCGAAUCCGACGAUCUGGCUCGCGACCAGUUAGUAGCUCUGAGCGCCCCAUGACGCCCCAGCGCUCAGUGUCCACCAUCUCACCAUUGCCUUAG